Molecule: messenger RNA, 615 nt
Organism: Pyricularia pennisetigena
Lineage: Eukaryota; Fungi; Ascomycota; Sordariomycetes; Magnaporthales; Pyriculariaceae
Exons: 2
Coding region: 1-615 (204 amino acids)
Source: RefSeq, a predicted model, not a curated record
AUGACUAGAGUCACGUCCAUGGCAAAGUUUACCCGCUUGACGGCAAGCUCGUCAGUUGUCAGGCCUACCAGCAUGGCCUCUGGAGCUUCCAAGGCAUCUGCCUCCCUUGCACACGAGCUGAGCGCAGACGGCAGGAGUAGUGAUCACGAGAACUCACGCCGUGGAAUGAUGACAACCCACGGCCCAGCCCGCGUGCAGCCAAACCCCAACCGCACCAUCCCCCUCAUGCAGUCCUUCUUCCACAGCAGCCCAUCCCAGGGCGCCAGCCUCGCGACUGCGAGGUCGUCCCCUUCAUCCCUGGACUUUACCGUGCUGCCUAACAUGGCGACCUCCAUGCCGGAUCUGUUCAACGCUGUCCCGCGCGUCCCUUUGCUACCGGACAACUUCUCCCCAAACAGGUCGGCGGCCCUGUUCCCCGCCGAGGUCCCGGAUGCGCCCCUGCCUGCGCCGGAGAUCAGCGUCAUCGCCCAGCACCCGGAGAAGGUCCUCUCUGCCCUUACCGAGGUCGAGGGCAUCGGCAUUGACGGCAUCGAGCUCAAGUUUGUGCAUCAGCCUGUAGCUUCCAAGUCGGCCGAAAGCGAGUCCAUGAUUAGGAACGUCUGGGCUGGGCUUUGA